This is a messenger RNA of Anneissia japonica, 1977 nucleotides long. RefSeq names its product delta-like protein 4. Bases 54 to 1148 code for a protein of 364 amino acids. NCBI's taxonomy places the organism in Eukaryota, Metazoa, Echinodermata, Crinoidea, Comatulida, Comatulidae. Gene Ontology annotation, biological process: heterophilic cell-cell adhesion; establishment or maintenance of epithelial cell apical/basal polarity. Gene Ontology annotation, molecular function: calcium ion binding. Gene Ontology annotation, cellular component: protein-containing complex; plasma membrane. The transcript is spliced from 7 exons. The record is from RefSeq and is a predicted model, not a curated record.
ACUCUUAAUAUUUAUACAUCAGCCAUCAAUGGUCUUAGGCCUGCCAACAGAAAAUGAGAUCUGUUUUUUUAACAAUUAUAUUAGCAUCCACAGCAUUAUCACUGCGGUGUCCAUGUGGGUGGAGUAUCUACCAGUCUAACUGCUACAGAUAUUAUCCGCAGAGAAAGACAUUUACGCAGAGUUUGGAUUUUUGUGAACAGCAGAUAUUUUACUCUGCACAUAGCACCAAGCCAACAAAUAGUAAACAGGUAUCUAUACAUAGUCCAAGUGAAAAUGAGUUUGUGUUCGGACUCGUGCCGUCUGGCGUCACCGUUUGGCUUGGGCUAUACGUUGAUAACAAUUUCAAGAGAGGAGCAUGGCUUUGGACUGAUGGGUCACCGUUUGACUACAGUAAUUGGGCCCCUGGUGAACCGAACGGUAAUAAACAAGAUUAUGGCUCAAUGUGGAAUUGUGUUCAUCCAAAAAAAUGGGAUGAUGCUAAUCCGAAUAGUUAUUACAGUUUUGUCUGCAAAGUGCCUGCUGGUGAUUGUCUUAAAUCACAAUAUGAAAGCAAGGUAUACCGUGCUACCGAUUGCAAAAAUGGCGGCAAAUUCAACGGCAGCAAAAUCACCGGCGGAGUAUGCAUUUGUCCUUCACCUUAUUCGUGCAUAGACUGCUCGUGGUAUAAUGGCUGCAUGAGUAAUCCAUGUCAGAAUGGCGGGAAGUGCAUCGAUAAAGAGCAGAGCUAUUCUUGUGAAUGUGAAAAUGGUUUCACAGGAAUCCAUUGUGAAAUAUACGCAGCCUGCUUAGCGCUUCCUUGUAUGAAUGGUGGAAAUUGUUCUAAGGAUCCCGAAAAGGAAAGUUUUGUUUGCACAUGCCCUGAAGAUUAUUCUGGAGCCACGUGUCAGACGUAUAUCGGUUAUACAUCAACUGCACCUAACUACCUGAUGGCAGUGUACAUAGUCUGUAUCGUAAUACUGGUGGUGAUGUGUACAUUUUUUGUCUUCAUGUACAGGCACUAUUCGAAAAAACACAGGAGAAUGGAUACAGAUACGACUAUGACUGAUUAUGCCAUUAAUAGUGAUGUGGCUAAUUCAGUUUAUUAUGAAGUACAAAUAACGACGAAUACACCAGAUAACACCGAGUAUUAUUCUACCCCAUUGUAUUGAUGAGUCUGCUGUAGCAUGUUCAAGUUCAGUCUGUUUACUGUCAUGUAAAAAAAAUUCACAUAAAAAUCUUCCUUCAAGUUUCUAAGAUACAAAUCUAAAAUAAAUACACAUAAUAUAAAAUGAUGCUAAAUUACAUGUUACACUUAAAAUGAAAUUGAAUUAGUUCCUAUAAAAAUAUACAAUAUAAAGUACAUUACAUGUAAACAUUAGAAUCUUACUAUUGCAGUUGUACACAUGUUGAUUGUAAAUAUAUUCGGAUUGAAGACGGAGGAAAAUGUGUUGCUAUGACGAAAGUUUCCCAUUAACGAGUUCAUACUACCUGGCUUACUUAAGUUAUUACAUUUAUUUAGAGUGUGUGUGUGUGUGUUUAUCUAAUAUACAUUUAGAUUCACUGUAUAAAUAUAUAAAUAUUUUCGAUUUCUGGAACAUCAAAGCAUAUUAUCUGCAUAUUAUUAGGCGGAAUGACAUAAUCGACUGAAUUAUCGGCUGACAUUGAAACGUCUUAAUUUUUUUUUUUAUUUUUUUUUUUAGUAGAGUAAUUACUUACCUUUUUUGUACAACCUGUUCAAAUAUCUUAGAACAAGACUGUUUUUCAUUUAUCAAAUCAAAAACAUUAAUAUUUUUAAAUGUCAGUGUUGGGCACUAUUUUUUCCUGAAAUCAAAUUUUCUUUGUUUCACUUAGAUUUAUAAUCAAGGUAUUGUUAUCACCAAGUUUAUAAAUUAUCAACUUCUUGUCUGUAAGCACUCUCAUCGUUAGUAUUUGUUAUUAUUUAUUAAACCUGUUAACAAGUGUCGUCGCAUGAUCUAUGUAAUCACAAAGUAAAGAUGA